AUGGCCGGGCAGCCGGCGAUUUUCCACGCCCUGCUGCGGCCCGUGAUCCUGCAGGUGCUCCGCGCGGCGGGCUACCACGCGACGCGGGGCGCAGUGCUCGACUCCCUGACCGACCUGGCGGCGCGAUACAUGCAGACUCUGUGCGAGAAGACGGCCGCGCAUGCGGUGCACGCGCGCGACGACGCGGGCGACUACACGGUGGUGGAGCUGCGCAUGGCGCUGCAGGAUGUGGGCGCGCUGCAGCCGGAGCGGACGCCCACGGACGAGCACUGGCGAGACGACGAGGACCUGCGCGGCGUGGACGAGUUCCUCGAGUGGUUCUCGGGCCCCGUCAUGAAGGAGCUGAUGGAGAUGGGCAAGGGCGACGGCGAGUCUGACGCGACCGACUAUCUGAGCGCUCUUAAGAUGAAGCACAGCAAGACGGGCGAGGACUCGAAAUGGAACGGCACCCUCAUCGGGAAGCCGCUCGACACGGUCGCGGAGAUUCAGGUCGAGGGCGGACCCAUCACGAGCAUCGACGACUGGGUCAUGCAGCGCAGCCGCGCGUACUUUACACCGCCGCACGACGAUGACGCCGAGACAGGUCACCAUGCCGGAGCUGGAGCGCAGACAAACGGCCACCACCAUGCGUCGUCCCCGUCCGCAGCCAGCUCAGGCCUGAGCUCGGUCGGCGACAGACUCGACGACGGCCCCGAGGACGAGAAGAUGGACCUGACGUAG
Messenger RNA from Purpureocillium lilacinum, 720 nucleotides. RefSeq lists its product as uncharacterized. NCBI's taxonomy places the organism in Eukaryota, Fungi, Ascomycota, Sordariomycetes, Hypocreales, Ophiocordycipitaceae. The record is from RefSeq and is a predicted model, not a curated record. Gene Ontology annotation, molecular function: protein heterodimerization activity.